Molecule: messenger RNA, 4839 nt
Organism: Bicyclus anynana (squinting bush brown)
Lineage: Eukaryota; Metazoa; Arthropoda; Insecta; Lepidoptera; Nymphalidae
Exons: 7
Coding region: 259-4770 (1503 amino acids)
Biological process (GO): transcription initiation at RNA polymerase III promoter; 5S class rRNA transcription by RNA polymerase III
Cellular component (GO): transcription factor TFIIIC complex
Molecular function (GO): DNA binding
Source: RefSeq, a predicted model, not a curated record
ACAACAAUAAAAAAAGUAACAUCACAAUCACAUGUUUAAAAUCAAUAAUGGCAAAUUCAAAAUUUUCUAAUGAAAAUUACGUAAAACUUUUAAGUUCCACAGAUUUUUUAAGCACUACACACUUUGACUAAUACUGUAUAGUUACAAGUUGUUAGUGUAAAGUUUUUAAACAUUUUUUAGUUCCUAUUGUGUAAACAAAAUAAUACCUGUAAAACUUAAGAAAAAAAGGAAGGUUGAAAUAAAAAUAAAGCGUAAAAUAUGGAAAAUAUUACACAGUGUUUUUCUUUAAACUACAAACAAAUUUUAAUUGACGAGAUAGCUUUGGACGGACUGCAAGGCAUUGGAUUGGAGACGCUAUGGAAGCGAGUGGAGAAACGUAUUAAUUCACCUUUAACUUCCAAGAUGAAAGAAAAAUUUUGGAAGUACAUAACUAAUAAGGCAUCCAUAACCAUCUUUCAAGUUCCUGAGCCACCACCUGUUAUAGAAGUUAUAGAUCGCUUCACAAUUGUUGAUACAACUACUGGAUAUAUAGCAGACCCUCAAACAUUUUUAGAUGGCCCUUAUGAGUAUUCUCCAGUUGAGAAUGAAUAUGGAUCAUGUACCAAUUAUACUACAAGAAUAUUGUUAAAGGACACUAUACAAUCAAUGUCAUAUGAAGAAGUCAAUUCAAAGUAUGAAGGCAAGUUAGUGGCUGUAGCAUCAAUGGAGGAGAGGUGGCAUGCUUUAGCAUCUCAUUUGCCAAUGGACUACAUGAGUCAACUUACACCAAUUCACUAUGCCUUACUGGAGUUGAUUGGUAAGGGGAGAGAAAAUGGCCAAAUGACAGUUGGUACGACAAACCUAAGCAAAAUUGUGAAUGAGCCCAAACUUCUAUUUUACAACAGAAGCGUUCUCCAAAAACUUGACCUGAUUGAUGUACAUUACAGCACACAAUUCACCUUUGGCAAAGCAAUGAAAAGCAUAUUACUACGCCUUAAAAGAUUUAAACAACCUGCCAUUGGGAAUUUUCCUAAAAAAGGCCUUAUAGCUGACACAAUAAAAUAUUUAUUGGAAAAACCAGACCAUUCAGAAAUAAAUGAGAUUGUAAUAAGAAAAAAAAUUUAUUCAUCAAAAGAUAGUAAGAGGUUCCAAAAAGCCUUGAAUAUCUUUACAUUUGAAGAUAGAGAUGUCAAAGUCAUUAAAAGUAAAAAUUCUAAAGGUGAGAAGAAAACAGAAUUUGUGAAAAAAAAGUUCAUUUCUAUUGUACCAAAGAGUGAUGAAUCGUCAUCAGAUGAAGAAAUUGACAAAACACCUUUACAAUGCCAAUAUAAAGUAGGUGUUGGCUUAAUGAGACAAGCAUAUGAAAGAAUUUUAGAAGCUGGCCUAAAAGGCCUAACUCAAACUGAAAUAGCUCAACUGCUUGGUGUAGAAUUUUACACUGGCAGAUCUAUUUGCAGGAUUUUCAAAAAUAAAAAUCUUGUUAGGGAAUUUCUAGAAGAUAAAGGCAGACAAAGAACCGCAAGAUAUGUAGCUGUUGCAGCUACGAAAGAAAUUGAUCAAGUAUAUACAAAAGAAAAAAAUAUUCUACUUGAGCAUGCGAAAAGUGUAAAAGAAAAAAACGAAUCUAACAUUGAUGAAUCAAAUUCUGAUAGUGACGAUAUACCUGUGAAAAAACUAAAACUUCACAAGGAAAAAGAAAAAACAGAAAGUACUGUAAGGGAAAAAUAUAAAACAGAAAGUACACCAAACAGUAUAACUGAAGUAAAAACAUUGGAAGGUUUUGAAAAUGUUAACGAGUCUCUUUUAAACACGAAAAAGAAACUAACUUUACGACAACUAAAGUUUGCUAAUGGUAUUUUGAAAAUAGUUAAAGAACGUGAUUUUAUCCUAGGCUUUCAAACAUUAAAUAUGAUAGUGUCGAAAGAAAUAGGAGAACCGCAAAUGGAUGCAAAGGGGCUUAAGAAAUUUGUACAAAAAUUAUUAAUAGAUAAUCAGUUGAAAGUUCUUAAAAUUACUAACUUAAAUAAAAUUUAUUUUCUUAUUUGUGCUCCUAAUAUCAAACCAACAGAUGACGUAAUAAAAAAUAAAUACAAACAACUGUGUGUCAAGCCAGUGUUGAAAAAGAAAACCCAAAUAUGCAAAGUAGACAAUGCGAGGCCAAAAUGGCAGUUUAUAUAUCAACGGUACAUAAAAAUCCAGAAAUUACAUGAAUUUCUUACCAAGUUUGUUUACUUUAAUGACGACAAAUCAACAAUUAUUCUGAAUCAAGAUAGUCAAGGUAAUGUUUUAAAACAUGGGUUUUCUUCUCUGUUAACUAUCAUACCACAGAUGACUGUUGAAUUUGCAUUAAGUAACUUAAACAAUCUGGAAACAUCAGAUGUAGCCAAAGUAAAAAUAGAUACAUCAGACAUAAAAAUAUGCGAAGCGGAGGAAAAAUUGAAAAAUCUUUUGUCACAUUCACAAAGUAUACAGAAUUCUAUAAAAGUUAUUCUAAAAAUUCUAGCGGCUCUCGGUCUUAUCCAACUAGUUCAUACACCAUCCACAUCCAGAAAAAAUUCAGCAAAUUCAUGUAUUUUUUACAUAAACAGGCAUGCAAAAAUUUUAAAUACUACGGGCAAGUGGCCCAGACCAGUUGAUGGAAGUGUCAUAGAGAAAUCAUAUUAUUUCAAUACAUUUGACGACGUUAUGAAAUAUUGGCACGAUGUAACCAAUAUCAGCUCAAAUACUAUAAUUAAUGCCCCAAAACGCGAAACGCUUAAAUUAAGACAUCCGUUACGCAAUGAAGCCGAUGUCGGCAUGUUUGACAACGGUGAGCGACUGGGCGAUGGUCUAGGUCCAUGCGGAUUUGAUUCAAGCAUAUUUAUGGAUAUUCCAAGAUUAUGGCGCAAAUUCGUAUUUAAAACUCCUAAUAUUCCUCAACAGACAGGGCCUAAACGAAAAGCGAAAAGAGUCGUUAAGAGGAGAAAUAAACCCAAGAAGGUUGUGAAUAAAGAAAUUGUAGCAAAAGUGGAUAAGAGAAAGAGAAUUCCUGAUGGUCCUGCUCUGAAGUGGUCUGAUUUCGAAGACAAAAUCCUGAUGUUGUGCAAGGCUGCUGUUACAGUACUGAGCCCUACAUCACAACCAGGUUCAUUAAGAGUAAGGAACAUCGUAGCGAAGGAUCUGUUGACGAUGAUCGACCGCAAUAAAACUGCUGCCUAUUGUCACAAAAGAUCAGCAGUCCUCGACUCAAAUUCAAAAUUAGCACAUGAAAAAGAUUGCAUUGUCAAUGAAAUGAGACGUCAUCGGCAUCUCAUAAAGAAAUACGAUAACCUUUUAAAAGUUUUGAGACAUCGUCAUAUCGAAAGCACAGCAAAAUAUAUUAACGAGGCCAGACUGCCGUUACUCGAAUUGGUUUGGCUCGCAUCUCAAAUCGAAACAAUCAAACCUUAUGUUCGGCGAAUUCCAUGCAUUGCGUUGAACGUCGAAGAUUUCCACAGAAAAUAUAUGAUUACUGCAAUGUCUUCGAAUCGACCGUACAAUGUAUAUAGAACACCGGUUACAUGUGAACCAGAAUUCGCAACUUUAAAAGAAGGAAUACUCUUAACUGUUAUGCUAUCAUUAGAUAAUCAAGUUACGAAAGAUAUCGCAAAGAAAAUUUAUAAUAUAUACGAAGUAUAUCCGGAAUCAACGCUGAGGAGUGCAGUGGACGAACUGAGAAAAGGUGGUGUGAUCGCCGCACGAGCAAAGUGUUUAAAUAACAAUUUGAAAAAAAUACAUUUCGAUGAAAUCGUUGAAUCUUCUUACAGAAUCUCAGUAGCCUACCGCCGUAAAAUGGACGGUAAAUUUGAGUUGGAAUUUAUCGCCAAACUAGCGGAUAUUAUGAGCAAUCCUUUACCUGAGAAAGGUUUGAAAGGCUCCAGUGAAAUCAAUUGCCUGCUGUUUGAAAUGGAAGCCAGUGACGUCAUAAACAUAAAAUUGGAAAAUUUACCAAUAAUCACUGGCUCUGCUGGCUCAAUAAUACAAGAAGAACAGAUGAAUGUUAUCGACAUGGAAACCAAAUACAAAUUAAAAACAGGUACAGUAGCUUGGACGAGCGAGAGAAAUAUCGAAAAUUUUUUGGAAGUCUACCAGGACAUACAGUUUAAAAGUAUUUUAGAUUCGAUUUCAAAGGAGAGUAUAGUGACGUUUUCUGACAAUGAUGUUUAUGAUAUGAAUGACCCAGUAAUAUUAUAUUUGGAAGGCAAAGGGGAGAAAGGUAGCACUUUUCAUGAAUUACAGAACCAACUUUCUACUCCUCGAAGCAUAUUGUGCGAAAGACUCAAAGAUCUCGAGAAAAAGAAAAAGAUAAAACGGGUUGGUUAUUACGAAAAUUUAAUAACGCUCACAAAAUGUGCAACACCUAUGCUAUUACAAAUUGAACCUAACUUUCAUAUUAUACCUACGCCAUGGCUUACUCUCGGAGGACAGAUACGUACUGGUGUAUUUAUAAAAUGGACUAGUGUUAUAGUCAAUAAAAUAUUUGAAUUACCAGGAUGUUCUAUUGAAUAUUUAAGUAAUAACAUUGAAUGCAUCUCAAUAAGAAGUGUUCAAGAUAUUUGCAAUUUCCUACAAGGCUGUGAAUGUGUUGUUCUGCGUUGUAUUGAAAAGAGAGAUGUGGAUUUGUUUUCAGAUGACGACUAUGUUCCAGAGUUAACUGAAUAUAACCCAUACGAUUCACCGGAUAAUAUUUUAGUGUUUCCUGUUAAUGAUAUGCUAAGUAGAUAUGCUUGUUUGAGGAAAGCGCUUUCUAAUGAAAGGGAUCCACUUGUAUAAAUCAGCUUAGCUAUAAGAAAACUUAUUUUAUAAAUAGUUUUAUGAUACAUUAAACUGCAAUUAAAAUAU